This is a messenger RNA of Arabidopsis arenosa, 1399 nucleotides long. NCBI's taxonomy places the organism in Eukaryota, Viridiplantae, Streptophyta, Magnoliopsida, Brassicales, Brassicaceae. The record is from the annotation of a GenBank genome assembly.
AAAGAUCAAUCAAAUAAUAGAAGAACAGAGGCGACGAAACCUGCCGGAGAAAGGAGAGAAAAAACCGGCGAAAUGGGAAAUUCGAAUUCGUCGUCUUCUGUUGAUCAUCGCUUCAUUUCUGCUUCCAGUAAUGUAUCAGCUGCGAUAUUUGCUCCUGGAUGGGUCUACGAAACCGAGCAACCACCGGAUUUUUACACGGCACAAAAUAAAUGGUGGUCACUUGUUGAGAAGUCAUGGGGUAUAGUUCAAACAUAUCCUCAAGUCCUACCUUUCUACUCAGAUUUUAAUCAGGGCAUUGGUUCUCAUAUCUCUCUUGGAGGUCAGAAAUUAUCAGAAGCUCCCUGGUACCACAUUUCGUGCCAAAGUCUGCAGCAACUCCUAGAAUUCAAUGAAGGAAAGAAUUCAGAUAUCUCAUGCAAGUCACUGUUGAAACACAAAUAUGGUAGUGGUGGGGAAGCAUCUUAUAAUGGAGGAGGGAACGUCAGUUUCAGAGGAAAACUAAAGAGAAAUGCACAUUUCACAGCAAGACUCUUCAAACCUCAGCUUCAGCUUUCUUCUUCCCCCAUCUCAAUCUCCUUUUCUUCUUUUAAGUUUACUCAUGUAAGUCUUUGGACUGGUGCAUUCUGUCUCCAUUUCUCAUCUCCUUCACAUGAGACAAAGUCCUUGCUUAUGGUGCCAAAUGAAUUCAUCAACAGAUUUGGCGACAUGUUCCUGCCACGUCUUCUCACAUCAAAACAGACCACAUCCGGUUGGACGGUGCACGAAACAAACCUUGUUCUGGAUGGGCACACACUGACUGAGAUCUCUGCCUUCUGCUCUAGACCAGAUGAUCUCACAGAAGAAACAAACACACUAGAGUAUUUUGCAUUGCUUGGACUUAUCUCCAUCAAGAGCCAGCAAAAAACCAAGCUUUUUCCUCUGGCGUCAUCAUGGGUUAUCGAGGCUCAUCACGUAAAGUUUGUACCAGGAGAGAAUCUGAGUUCGAGUGAUUAUAGACCAGGGAAGGUUAUGAAAGAACCAAGAAGCGAGAAAGUGUUUCUUGGAACAGCUCAUGUUGAUGCUUAUUAUGUCUCUGAUCUGGUCGUUGGAUCAGAUGUUAAGGGAGUCCGAUUCGUGGUUCAAACCUGUGGUGGAGAUGGUUCAUGGCAGGAGUUGGAUGCUUCCCCUAACCUUGUGGUUGAAGUAAAACGUCUGAGUUCAAAGCUUUGUUGUUGUGGCUUUGAUUUGAGUUAUGGUUCAUUUCCGAACUUGCAAUUCCUGCGAUCUAAUAAGAGCAUUGAUGGUGGAAUCACAGAGAAAGCUAUAUAAUGAAUUUUUUACUACAUUAAUGAAAAUUAUAAAAAUGAUGAAUGUAGCUGAUCAACUGACAAUGAAAUUCAAAUAGAAAAUUAAUUUUCAU